GCAGUCGCGAAGUCGAGGGGCGCCGGGCCGGAGCCCAGGACAAACCAGAGACAAGAGAAAGUGGGGGCGCAGCGGCGACGCUUCUGAAACCCGGGCGGGCAAGGGCCUGAGGGUGUCCCAGGUCAGGGAGGACAAGCGGGGCGCAGAGGGUUGCAGGGGACUCUGGGGUCGAGGACGGGGCGUCGCGGGGAGCCUGGCUGUAAAGCAGAGGCUGCCCAGGAGCACGGAGUGUGAGGCCUGGAAAUCUGCGAGGGUCCCCUGGAGACCACGCCUCCGCUAGGCCCUGCCUCAGGCGGCAGAGUUCACCCACCACGCCCAAGAGAGCCCAGGCGCACUGCGGCCCCACUGUGCCCAAACCAUGCCGGUGUCUGACCAGGCGUUCGUGACUCUGGCCACCAAUGACGUCUACUGCCAAGGCGCGCUGGUCCUGGGACAGUCCCUGAGGAACCAGCGUGCGACCAGGAAACUGGUGGUUCUCAUCACCCCACAGGUGUCCAGUCUGCUCAGGGUUAUCCUCUCGAAGGUGUUUGAUGAGGUAAUUGAGGUGAACCUGAUCGACAGUGCAGACUACAUCCACCUGGCCUUUCUGAAGAGGCCUGAGCUUGGGGUCACGCUCACCAAGCUUCACUGUUGGACCCUCACCCAUUAUAGCAAGUGUGUCUUCCUGGAUGCAGAUACUCUGGUGCUAGCCAAUAUCGAUGAGCUGUUUGAUAGGACAGAGUUUUCUGCAGCCCCCGAUCCCGGAUGGCCGGACUGCUUCAACAGUGGUGUUUUUGUCUUCCAACCGUCUCUGGAGACGCACGGCCUCUUGCUGCAACAUGCCACAGACCACGGCAGCUUUGAUGGGGCGGAUCAAGGCUUACUGAAUAGCUUCUUCAGUAGCUGGUCAACGGCAGACAUCCACAAGCACUUGCCGUUCAUCUAUAACUUGAGCAGUAACACGGCAUACACCUACAGCCCUGCUUUCAAACGAUUUGGUUCAAGUGUGAAGGUGGUCCACUUUUUGGGGCCCACAAAGCCAUGGAACUACAAGUAUAACCCCAAGACGGAGUCGGUGUUGGAGGAGGGCUCUGGGUUGGCCAACCAGCACCAGACAUCCUUCCUUAACCUCUGGUGGAAAAUCUACCAGCACAGCAUCCUGCCUCUUUACGGAAGCUUCCAGGUUGAGGAAGAACGCGCAUCUCCAGGACACUCCGCUGGCAUCAGGGAGCUGUGUACAAAACCAUCAGCAGGGUCCAGCCAGCCUUGGCCUGCUGAGGGUCCUUCAGAGCAGACUGUGGUCACGGAUGACACCCCACCCUCACCCAAGGGAUGCCAUUCAGAAGAUAUGAUAGGGUGGCCUGAACUUGAGACAUCCGCUGGAGUGAGGUGUGACCCAUUGUCGCCACCCUCCCCCCAAUGUGCAGACUCCUCAGGGACCCAGACCUCCUCGCAGCCCGUGGAUAAAGCAGAAGGUGGCCCAUCUGUGGAAAUCUUGGAACAAAGCCAGGAGCCCCCUGUGGAUGUCACCGGGGACCCCAUUCCUCAGGAUUCUUUGGAGGUUGAUCUGGCCAUGUCUGUUUUCGAGAUUUCCAUCGAAGAGAAGGUCAAGGAGCUGAGUCCCGAGGAAGAAAGGAGAAAAUGGGAGGAGGGACGCAUCGAUUACAUGGGGAAGGAUGCGUUCGCCCGCAUCCAGGAGAAGUUGGACCGGUUUCUGCAAUAAAUCCAGGGGUCACGUUGUGCUGUGUGUGGUUAGGCAGUGUUCUGUUGCAUGGUCCCGUGAGCACAGACAUCUCCAGGCCCUUCGGAGGGAACAGGUGUUCAACCAUGUGCCUCUAUUUAUGGCUGACCAACUUGAGUGCCUCACAAAAUAAUGUAGACCAUAAAAAUCCCAGCUUAAAACCCCCCUACCCUCCUGCCCUGCUGAUCCAAGCUAUCCAUGCCUUCUUGGCUUCCCUGAGACAUCAUUCCUUCUCUGCAAAUGGGAGCAGGGAUAAAAUUCUGGUAGACCCUUGUUCAUGCUCUCUGGUCUUGCUUCAAGGAGCUCCAAGAUGCUGCCUUGGGCAAUGCUACCAUCUCUAUCCCACGUAAGGUUGGACAUCCCUGCAGAUUCUCUUCUGCCUCUAAGCUAGUGACACCAGUAUAUGUAUUCAGGACCUCAGGAAGCCUCGAUGAUGGAAAGUCCUUUCCCUAGGGACUGGAUAGACGUUCAGACAUCUUGGGGCUAACUCUCGUGUAGACUUUGUGGAGCAUGUCUGAGCAACACACAGCUGUUGUUUCUCUUCUGCAAAACCUGGUGGGACUGCCAAGUGCUGUUGGCGGAUGCCCGACUUGAGAAAUGCUGGUUGUAACAUGGAAGCGAGAUUCUAGCUGCCGUGGCAGAUGGGGUGUCUUCUUGGUUGGAGAGAACCAAGGGUUUACUCUGGGUGGUUCUAAUGACACCUCACUCACAUGAGGAGGAUCUGGAGAGGGUCUUUGUGUAGAGGCGGAUCUGUUUGCCGUCCAUCACAAUUGACUGUGCUCUGCUGGAUAUCACUACCUCAGUCCUAAGUAACGAGUCAAGUCACCGUGUUCCUCAGACCAUUUCAGUGCUGCUGUUUGGGGGAGAAUUCUCAGUUUUAUGAGACUGGAUGCUUUAUUCUACGGGAAAUCUUCAUCUUCAGAAGUAUCCUAAUUUUGUGAAUUUAUGCAGUGUGUUGGAACAGCUCUCACAGUGUCACAGCUCGUGGCCACCUCCUAAAAGUGGGAACCACCAUGCUAAAGAGAGGGAAAUGUGAUUUUUUUUUUAAAGUUAGAAUGGUUUGUUUAUCAUGCACAUACUGUGGAACAUCAAAGGGUUUCCUACAGACAGGUUUGGACCACAUCGUGGUGGCUAUGCUCUAACGUGGUGGGUGUGUUUGGCCACUUUGACAUUGUGUCAAGCAGGUGAGCCCUUGGGUAGGGGAAUCUGGGGGAGUGCUUGACGGUAGUUGUGGUGUGAGCUGUUUUGCAAGACAGGAGUUACGGAGGGGUGGUUUCCUUUGUGUCUGGGUGGCUAAUGGUCUGCUGUCAUGGUUGGGCAUCACACACAUGAUGCUUCUGGGGCUAAGUGAAGAUAUAGCCUUUAUAGGGAUUGAGUUGGAAUAGUAAUCAACCAUUAUAGUAACACUAUAAACUUGUUCUGGGGAAAGACCAGGCGUGCUGGGUGCUGUGGUGUUGGGUUACGAAAAGCAGGAGCCCGAGUCUGACAUACUUGAGGAGGAGGAGUCCAGGUGAUGAAUAUUUGAGUCUGGUUCAGCUUCUGUGGGGAAGAGAACUCCUGUUUCUGGACAGCAGUUCAAUGGCUUAAGGUGUCUGUUCAACACAGACUUCUGUUAUGCAUUCUGGUCUAUAUCUUCUGAUUUCAAUGGAUGCUAAUGCACUUCAAUUAAAAUUUUAAAACAGCA
Lutra lutra (Eurasian river otter) is the source of this 3404-nucleotide messenger RNA. It is a transcript of the gene GYG2, whose product is annotated as glycogenin 2. Gene Ontology annotation, cellular component: cytoplasm. NCBI's taxonomy places the organism in Eukaryota, Metazoa, Chordata, Mammalia, Carnivora, Mustelidae. The transcript has 11 exons. The record is from RefSeq and is a predicted model, not a curated record. Bases 359 to 1702 code for a protein of 447 amino acids. Gene Ontology annotation, molecular function: glycosyltransferase activity.